AUGGCAGAGACACAAAAAAAGCAGAAGGUGGUUAUUGUCGGCGCGGGUCCAGUGGGAUCUCUUGCAGCUCUUUACGCUGCGGGCAGAGGCGAUGACGUCGAGAUUUAUGAGCUGCGUGGAGAUCUCCGCGAUGCCGCCACCAUCCCAUUGAAUUUCACCAAGUCCAUCAACCUCGCUCUAUCCGAGCGUGGGCUUACGGCUAUGCAGCAAUCCAGUCGGCAGGAGUUGAUUGACAAGGUCAUGCGCGAGACAAUCCCUAUGCAUGGUCGAAUGAUCCACGGCAGAGAUCUCGGCCAGCUCUGGGAAGCUGCGCAGGCCUAUGAUGUCCACGGCCGGGCAAUUAAUGCAGUAGACAGAGGAACACUGAACAAUGCUCUCCUUGACGAAUUGGAAAAAACACCCAAUGUGAAGAUGUUCUUCAACCACAAACUAACCGGAGCCGACUUCAAGGAAAACAAAGCAUGGUUCGAACGUCGCUUACCAGGGGAAGAACCCAUUUCAAACUCGUCCAAUCGUGCAACUGAAAUUGAAGUCUCAUUUGACUACUUGAUCGGGGCAGAUGGCGCCCAUUCUGCCUCAAGAUACCACAUGAUGAAGUUUGCCCGGGUAGAUUAUCAGCAGGAAUAUAUCGACACAUUAUGGUGUGAAUUCCGCAUCCCCCCGUCAGACGACGGAAACUUUCGCAUCUCCCCGAAUCACUUGCACAUCUGGCCUGGGAAAGAGUUCAUGUUCAUCGCCCUGCCUUCAGCUGACAAGUCCUUUACAUGCACCUUGUUCGCGCCAGCCUCACACUACACCGAUCUGGAAAGCUCACCGCAGAAUCUCGUUGAAUUCUUCGAUCUUCAUUUCCCCGGCGUCUGCCCAGACCUGAUCACUCCAGAUGCGCUGAAAGAACAAUUCAUCAUCAAUCCCCAUCUCCCACUGAUCAGCAUCAAAUGCAAGCCUCACCAUUUCGGCUCUAGCGUCGUCAUCCUCGGCGAUGCUGCCCACGCCGUCCUCCCCUUCUACGGCCAAGGUCUCAAUGCAGGCCUCGAGGACGUCCGGGUCCUCUUCGACCUCCUGGACAAACAUGACGUGUACGACUCGGAAGCCAGCAUGUACAACCGGACUCUAUCCCGUCAAGCUGCCUUCGAGGCAUACACCAACCAACGCUCCGCCGACACCCACGCUAUAAAUGACCUAUCCAAGCAAAACUACCUCGAAAUGCGAUGGGGCGUCAAAUCCCCACUGUACAAACUUCGCAAGUCCGUCGAAGAAGCGCUGGAUCGUCACCUUCCUAGCCUGGGUUGGCAGACUCAGUACUCCCGCGUUAGCUUCAGCACCCAGCGCUAUUCGGACGUCAUCCAGGCAGCCCAGAGACAAGGCAUCGUGCUCAGUCUCUGUCUGGGAUCUGUUGUUGCUUCCGGAAUUGGCGCUACAGCGCUUCUCAUGUGGAAGUAUCCCAGGCAGUUCUCCCCCAUGUGCGCCAUCCGCUGCUCGCUGCGACAAUUGGGGUCGGUUUGGGCGAACGUCUUGCGAAAGGUUACUUAG
Molecule: messenger RNA, 1530 nt
Organism: Aspergillus wentii DTO 134E9
Lineage: Eukaryota; Fungi; Ascomycota; Eurotiomycetes; Eurotiales; Aspergillaceae
Gene: bna4
Product: kynurenine 3-monooxygenase
Exons: 3
Coding region: 1-1530 (509 amino acids)
Biological process (GO): NAD+ metabolic process; L-tryptophan catabolic process; quinolinate biosynthetic process
Cellular component (GO): mitochondrial outer membrane
Molecular function (GO): NAD(P)H oxidase H2O2-forming activity; kynurenine 3-monooxygenase activity; FAD binding
Source: RefSeq, a predicted model, not a curated record